Messenger RNA from Olea europaea var. sylvestris, 815 nucleotides. Its product is annotated as L-lactate dehydrogenase. The transcript has a single exon. Gene Ontology annotation, molecular function: oxidoreductase activity, acting on the CH-OH group of donors, NAD or NADP as acceptor. The record is from RefSeq and is a predicted model, not a curated record. Gene Ontology annotation, biological process: carboxylic acid metabolic process. Bases 174 to 800 code for a protein of 208 amino acids. Lineage: Eukaryota; Viridiplantae; Streptophyta; Magnoliopsida; Lamiales; Oleaceae.
UCCUAGUACGAUGCCUGUUUUUCACUAUCCUUGUCCAACCAUACAUACUUUUCCCUCUUCUCGCCAGUCAAAAGUUUUUCAUCGAAAUUAUUCUAAAAACCCCAUUAACCACGGUCGCCGCCUUCAAUUCUCUCAGUCACACAAACUCACAGAUUUUUCCUCAAGGUGCUAAAAUGUCCAUGCACAAGAGCACAUCAUCCUCUUCCCUAGGUCCCGGCGGCCUGGACUUAACCCAAGCCUUUUUCAAGCCCAUUUCCAACGCCGAUCCACCGUCACCCACCAAACGCCACACCAAAAUCACCGUUGUCGGAGUUGGAAACGUCGGCAUGGCUAUCGCCCAGACUAUCCUCACCCAAGAUCUCGCCGACGAACUCGCCCUAGUAGACGCAAAGGCCGACAAACUCCGAGGCGAAAUGCUCGACCUCCAGCACGCCGCCGCCUUCCUCCCCCGAACCAAAAUCCAAGCCUCCCUCGACUACGAUAUCACUGCCGGCUCUGACCUCUGCAUCAUCACAGCCGGAGCCCGCCAGAUACCGGGCGAGAGCAGGCUCAAUCUUAUUCAACGAAACCUCUCCUUGUUCAAAUCUAUAGUGCCGCCGUUGGCUAAGUACUCUCCGGAAUGUAUACUGCUGAUAGUUUCUAACCCCGUCGAUGUGUUGACUUACGUGGCCUGGAAGCUAUCCAGGUUCCCGGCGAAUAGGGUUAUCGGCUCGGGCACCAACUUGGAUUCGUCCCGGUUUCGGUUCUUGAUCGCCGAUCAUCUUGAUGUCAAUGCACAGGACGUGCAGGUGAGUUUUUAAUAAUCACUUAUUUUU